Messenger RNA from Staurois parvus, 335 nucleotides. NCBI's taxonomy places the organism in Eukaryota, Metazoa, Chordata, Amphibia, Anura, Ranidae. The record is from the annotation of a GenBank genome assembly.
GUGCCAAAACGAAACGCAGAAACGGGUCAAACGCAACCUGCCUAGAGAGGCUGUGGGCUGCUUGGUGUAUGCAGAGCUCAACUGUCAUUUCCAAGGAUGUCCAGAGCUGUGAAGCCCAUUAUCACUGGAACAUUAAAAGACUUACCACCACCCAGGGGUGGACUGACAACUCAUGGGGCCCGCGGGCAAUAGGGAAUCAUGGGGCCUCUGUAUCCUUGCCCAAACUCAAAAAAGCCUAUGAAAAAGGUACCAGGGGUAUCUCAUGGGGCCCCCUACUGACCCCGAGCCCUCGGGCAGUGCCCGAGUUUCCAAAUGGUCAGUUUGCCCCUGCCACC